GAUGUUGUGAAGCAGGUUGUAACUGACUCGUCCAUCGAGCUCGGAGACGAGCACACACACAUUUCGCAUCAUUAGCUAUGCUGCACACCAGUAAAACAAAGGAGUAAGCCGGUUAAAAAAUAAAAAAAAUUCUCCUAUUUAUAGUUUGAAACAGUAAAGUGUAGCGUUGUGGCCCCCGGGCUGCAUGUAGAGCAGGCUGGCCGGACUCGCGUCUCCGUGAGCGGGGAGGAACCUCACUCCAGGCCGGCGGCUGGCCCGGGCCUUGCGGAGCGGCUAGCGGAGCGGCUAACUGGCUGACAGCAGCAGGUCUAUCUUUCUUGAACCACCAUAAUGAUGUUUAAGGAGCUGUGUUUCAGUUAAACUCCAGUUGGGAUGGAAAUACAUCAUUGAUUUGAGGGAACAGUUAUCCUGGAUGCCUUGACAAAGAGGACGUGGUCAUUUCACGAUGGAGAAAAAGAAAAUGUGCCCACGCCUUCUCGACUACUUGGUGGUGGUCGGAGCAAGGCAACCAAGUAGUGACAGUGUGGCCCAGACCCCUCAGCUGCUCCGCCGUUAUCCAUUGGAAGACCAUCCGGACUUUCCCCUCCCACCAGACGUGGUGUUCUUCUGCCAACCGGAGGGCUGCCUGAGUAUACGACAGCGCAGGGUUAGCCUACGUGACGACUCCUCAUUUGUUUUCACAUUGACGGACAAGGACUCAGGAAUCACUCGUUAUGGAAUUUGUGUCAACUUCUAUCGAUCUUUUCUACGUGGACAUCACCGUACCAGAGACAAGAGCAGUCACCCAGAAACAACAGCACAGGCAGCCGAGACCACUAGUGAAGUGUCUGAUGGCAGCAGUGGAGGUUCAACCACUGUGUCAUCUGCACUUAACAACACUGGAUCCGCACAUCCACCUGCUUCCGGUGAAGAGUGUGGGCAACCAGGGGACGAGCCAAACUCUGGCAAAUCCCCACAGCACAGACGGAGUGCUGCUAAGGUGGCAGCCAGGAACCGCAACAGCACACUGACCUCACUGUGCAUACUCAGCCACUACCCAUUCUUAUCCACCUUUAGGGAAUGCUUAUAUGUUCUUAAGAGGCUGGUGGACUGUUGCAGUCAGAGGCUAACUCAACGAGCUGGGCUCCCACGUGCCACCCAAAGGGAUACCAUGUGGCGGGUAUUUACAGGUGCAUUAUCAGUGGAAGAGAAAGGCAGCCAGCUGCUUGCCGACCUACGGGAAAUUGAAUCCUGGGUGUACAGGUUGCUGCGUUCACCAGUGGCAGUGCCCGGCCAGAGACGUGUGGAUGUGGAGUUGCUGCCCCAUGAACUAAAACGGUCCCUUACCUUUGCGCUGCCUGACAACUCUCGCUUCUCUUUGGUCGACUUCCCCCUCCACUUGCCUUUGGAGCUACUGGGUGUGGAUGCCUGUCUUCAGGUCCUCAGCUGCGUACUGCUAGAGCACAAGGUCAUUCUUCAAUCCAGGGAUUACAAUGCUUUGUCUAUGAGUGUGAUGGCCUUUGUGGCCAUGAUCUACCCACUAGAGUACAUGUUUCCCGUCAUCCCCCUGCUACCAACAUGUAUGGCUUCUGCUGAACAACUUCUCCUUGCUCCCACUCCCUACAUCAUUGGUGUACCAGCCAGCUUCUUCCUCUAUAAAGCAGAUUUUAAAAUGCCAGAUGAUGUUUGGCUUGUUGACCUUGACAGCAGCAAGGUUAUAGCACCUACCAAUGCAGAGGUUCUGCCUCCUCUUCCAGAACCUGAAGCAGGCGAGCUUAAGAAACAUUUAAAACAGUGUCUGGUUAGGUUGACCGUGAUCACCCAAAAGCAGAUCUUCUCCUCUGAAAAUAAGGCCUUGGCCAGUAUGAGCUUGAACACCCAACCCAUUCUGAACCUGGAGAAGUUCCAGGAAGGCCAGGACAUGCCCCUGCUCCCACCUGGUAGAGACAAAGCUUCUCCGUCAUCCACGGAGUUCAACCCUCUAAUUUACGGCAAUGACGUUGAUUCUGUGGAUGUAGCCACCAGGGUUGCCAUGGUGCGGUUCUUCAACUCCCCAAACGUUCUCCAGGGCUUCCAGAUGCACACUCGCACCUUGCGCCUCUUUCCCAGACCGGUGGUUGCUUUUCAGUCAUCGUCUUUCCUUGCUUCUAGGCCACGUCGCUCUAGCUUUGCAGAUAAACUUUCACACACCCAGGCAGUGGAGUUCUAUGGAGAAUGGGCUCUCAAUCCCGGCAACCUUGCUUUUCAGAGGAUACAUAACAAUGUGUUUGAUCCCUCUUUAAUUGGAGACAAGCCUAAGUGGUAUGCACACCAACUCCAGCCAGUAGUCUACAGAGUCUAUGAUGGAAGUUCCCAGCUGGUUGAGGCUAUGGCUGGUCCCUUAGAAGAUGAUGGAAAUGAAUCUGACCCCACAGAUAGCGGUAGUGACAGUGAGGGAUGUGAUGACUCUAGCUCAUCUUACUCCUCACUUGGAGAUCUAGUGAGUGAGAUGAUUCAAGGUGACAUCCAGGGAGACACACCAAACGUGGGUCCACCCACCCAUGCUGCACUGGGAGAUGCCAGUGAGGUUGAGUUUCAAGACCUCCAAGCCUUACGGGAGCAUAGCGGAGCGGAGGGUCCUCCCAGUGGAGAUGGAACUGCUGAACCCUCUGAUGGCCAGCCUCUUCGCUCAAGCUCCAGCACAACUGCAAGCUCAAGCCCCAGCACAAUCAUCCAGGGAGUCAGUCAUGAACAAGGGGAACCUGAAAUUGAAGCAUCAGCCAGUGCUGCUUUACAGAACCCUGUUCCUGGACUGGGAAGUCAGCCAUUCCUCAGACCUGCAGUUGAUGCUGGUCUGGUGGACCCAGCCAACAAAAAGCAAGAGUACGACAACCCAUACUUUGAGCCUCAGUAUGGCUUCCCCUCUGAGGAUGACCCUGAUGCAGAAGAGCAAGUGGAAUCAUACACCCCUCGAUUCAACCAGAACCUCAAUGGCAACAAAACACAAAGGCCUUUACGUCCCAGUAGCCUAAGACUUCCAGGAGAGUCUGACGGGGAAGGAGAUUCUCGCAACAGCUCACCAAACUCCACUAUUUCCAACAGCAGUAACGAUGGAUUUGGAGGACUCAUGUCAUUUGCCAGCAAUCUUUAUAAGAACCAUGGUUCCAGUUUCAGUCUGUCAAAUCUUGCCCUUCCCAAUAAGGCUGCGAGGGAGAAAUCAACACCGUUCCCUAGUCUGAAAGAAUAUUUUAAUUUUGAUGUUGAGGAGGAAAUGGAGGAAGCAGAUGACCCUGACAGCCCUGUAUUUGGGCUAAAUUCUCUAAUGGAGAUAAUUACAGAGGCCGGCCCGGGGAGCGGAGAAGGGGCACGUGCACCUCGAGCACUUGUGGACCAGAAGUCUUCAGUAAUAAAACACAGCCCAACAGUGAAGAGAGAAUCGCCCUCACCUCAGGGUCGAAUCAACAAUACAAGUGAGAACCAGCAGUUCUUGAAAGAAGUGGUACAGAGUGUUCUGGAUGGACAGGGAGUCGGCUGGCUCAACAUGAAAAAAGUGCGCCGCCUGCUGGAGAAUGAGCAGCUUCGCGGUUUCGUGUUGAGUAAACUCAACAGAGCUAUUCAGUCAGAGGAAGAUGCCCGACAGGAGAUCAUACGUGAUGUGGAGGUGAGCAGAAAGGUUUACAAAGGCAUGCUGGACAUCUUGAAGUGCACAGUUUCCAGUCUGGAGCACACUUACACUAAUGCAGGCCUGGGAGGAAUGGCCAGUGUCUUCAGCCUACUGGAAAUUGCACGCACACAUUAUCAAACCAAAGACCCAGAAAAACGCAAGCGAAGCCCCACGGACAGUGCUGGCAGCCCAGGGAGUAAAGAGAGUCCUUCUGGUCGUAUGGAGACUGCCAGACCUCAGGGCCUCCUGAAUAUCCCCCACCUGCAUCUGCCUCACCACACCACGGGCAAAGGAGCCCAUCAUUUUGAUACCCGGAGUCUGAAUGAGGAGAACUUUAUUGCCUCGAUUGAAUUGUGGAGCAAGCACCAGGAUAAGCAAAAAGCUAUGGAAAAACCACAGAGUUCUGAAGUAGCAAAGCAGCAGCGCUCGCAGGUGACUGAUGCAGAGGAGAAAAAGUCCCAGAUCAGUGCGGACAGUGGCCUCAGUGUGGCGUCUGGAUCUCAGAAGAGUGACACAGAGUCCGUUACGAGCUCAGAACCACCGGUCCUGAUGAGAAGCACCAGCCAGGACUCGGAGGCUAGCACAGUGAUAAGCAACAGCUCUGGAGAGACUCUCGGAGCUGACAGUGAUCUGAGCAGUACGGCGGGAGAAGGAUUCGGAGGGAGAAUUGCUCCUCAUUUGACUCAGUCCAGAGGAACGCUGUCAGACAGUGAGAUUGAAACCAAUCCUGCCACGAGCACAGUCUUUGGAAAGACCCACACACUGAAACCAGGUGUAAAGGACCAUGUUCCUGCUUUGGCGAAGGGGGUUCCCGCACAGCCCAUGGAGGACCUGAGUAUGAGGAUUUACCUUUGUGAAGGCCUGCUGGGGCGCGAUAAGAGCUCCGUUUGGGAUCAACUAGAGGAUGCUGCCAUGGAAACCUUUUCUCUAAGUAAGGAGCGCUCCACACUCUGGGAUCAGGUGCAGUUCUGGGAGGACGUCUUCUUAGAUGCUGUGAUGUUGGAACGUGAGGGCAUGGGGAUGGACCAGGGACCUCAGGAGAUGAUCGAAAGGUACAAAUCCCUGGGUGAGCAUGACCGGAAACGUCUGGAGGAUGAUGAAGACAGACUUCUGGGAACCCUGCUGCAUAACAUGAUUGCUUACAUGUUAAUGAUGAAAGUAACCAAAAACGACAUAAAGAAAAAAGUGAGGCGCUUGAUGGGCAAGUCCCACAUUGGCCUCGCAUACAGCCAAGAGAUCAACGAGAUACUGGACAAACUGGCUAAUAUGAAUGGCCGUGAGCUGUCCAUCAGGCCCAGUGGAAGCCGUCACAUCAAGAAGCAAACGUUUGUCGUCCAUGCUGGUACUGAUACCACAGGAGACAUCUUUUUUAUGGAGGUGUGUGACGACUGUAUAGUCCUGCGCAGCAACAUCGGUACCGUUUACGAGCGCUGGUGGUACGAGAAGCUCAUCAACAUGACUUACUGCCCCAAGACCAAGGUGUUGUGUCUCUGGAGACGCAAUGGCCAAGAAACACAGCUCAACAAGUUCUAUACCAAAAAGUGUCGUGAACUCUACUACUGUGUUAAAGACAGCAUGGAAAGAGCUGCAGCAAGACAGCAAAGCAUUAAACCAGGUCCGGAGCUGGGCGGAGAGUUCCCGGUCCAGGACAUGAAGACUGGAGAAGGUGGUCUGCUCCAGGUCACACUGGAAGGAAUCAACCUGAAAUUCAUGCACAGCCAGGUUUUCAUAGAGCUGAGUCACAUUAAAAAGUGCAAUACAGUGAAGGGAGUCUUUGUCCUGGAGGAAUUUGUUCCUGAAACUAAAGAAGUGGUGAUCCACAAGUACAAGACCCCCAUGGCACAUCAGAUCUGUUACUCGGUCCUCUGUCUCUUCUCGUACGUGGCGGCAGUGAAGGGGAAGGAGGCGGAAGGAAAACCCAAGAUGUUGUCACCGAGACCGCUUCCAAGCUAGUCAUCACCCUGAGCUUUCUAUUCCUUUCUCUUUCCCUCCUUCAGUGUGCCUCAACUUGAAACAGCAUCUCAGCUCCUAAGCCGGACUUUCGACAAUCCCUGACUUUAAAUCUAAGCACACACACUUCUGCUCUCUCUCCUUCUGUAUAUAUAAGCUGAAAACCUCUUUCGUUCCAGUUGUGUAGACAUGUUUGGUCUGUGAUGAUGUGUAAAUACUUCACCCCCCUCCCCCACUGCUGUUGUCCCGAUGUUCGCUCCGGCUUGUUCAAUGUUUGCAGCUCUUUACCUUGGGAGAAGUGACUCCCCUCAGGCGCGUCUGCUUUGCGAGUCUCCUAUUGUUCCAGCUGACAGGAACUGCUGUUUUUACCAACGUGAGAUGUGCGGAUUCCCCCCGCGGCAGAGUGCAUGCAGGUCCCGUGCACAGCCUUGACAUUUACCGCCCCGUCCCCGUCCCCGUCUCCAUCCAACUGCGUGUUGUUCUGUGAUAUGUGGUCACUGUAAAGUUCAGUCUAAGUCCAAGUUUAAACCGGUGAAACAUCCAGAGACCCUCUUAUAGUGCAGGAUGUUUCCAUCCUGGAAAAGCUGUCGUAUACUGCACCGGAGCAACGCAUGUAAACGCUUCUUAAUGGUGUGUGAACCCUAAAAUACUGUGAGUGUUCUCAGAUGUUCUCUCGCCCUCGACCGGCCCGCCAGGCUGAAUUACUGUUCUAGUUCUACUGUAAGAGUUCUCGUCUGUGGUCUGCUGUUAUUAAAUGCAUGUUACUAUGAGGAAGAAAAAUAAAUAUUAUAUAUAUAUAUAUUUCUAUAUAUAGUAUUUAUUUAAUAUAUACAUAUAUGAACUGUAGAUUUGUCCAAAAUGUUAAUUUGCUAGAUGUGCAAUACUUAAGUAGUUAGCCACUGCUAGGGCCAGGUUAACGUAACCGACUUAACUGGCUUUCACAGGGUGAAGAAUGUACUUUUUUUUUAUUUUUAUUUUUUUUAUUGUUUUUUUUUUUAUUAUUGCAGUGUUUAUUGAUGACUCUGAUAUUGGUGUGACAUGACUGUUCAAAGUGUCCUCUAAAGGGAUCGGUCCAUUACGCGAGACAAAACAGAUGGUGGUCAUCUUGUAUUUAAGCCCCGCCCCCAUCGCUCACGUCAGGGCAGGUGUUUUCAGACAGCAGGCGCUACAGAUGCUCUGGAAAAAUAAGUCGUCAUUUCCUUAUUGUUUUCCAUCUGCGGGCAGCGUCAAAUACAUCCACGAUUGAGCACGAGUCUUUAUUUGUGCUCAGUUUAGAGGACGCUCGAGCCGCUGCCGUCAUAUUUGUGUAUAUUAUCAAUUUUGCAUCCAAACAAUAGCAAACAUUCCUGCCAGACUUGCCGCAUCUAAACAUUGAUAGAUGUGUGGGCUAUAGCUGCGUUCAUUUGAUUGAUUUUUUUGCUUGUUUGUUUUAAGAGCCAGAUAAGUCAGGACUACUGUAUGUUAAUCAGUCUGGCUUUAAUGAUUAGAUGAACAUAACUACUGACACCGGAAGUCACGACCUGAAUGAUAUACUGGCAGUUUGAUCAAUAACAGCAACACGGCAGAGGAAAUGGUGAAUCUGCAAACUGUCUUAUCUUCCUCUACUUAAACCUCUGAGGACGGCAUGUUAAAUCCCCCGGUACAUGACACGACCAGCUGCUGGUAAUGUCCUAAAAUUUCUAGACUCCCUCCACCAGUCAGAAAAGUGACCUAGAACGACCUCCAUGCAGGUUUUACUUUCCUCUCAGCGUUUGAAAAGGCUCAAUGCUGCGGUGGAGUCGAGUUCUGUCCCAGAACAUUAGGUCAUCUUGGAAGAAGAUAAACAAGCAAAAACACAGAUGGAGAAUCUCAGCUCCCUGCAGAAAACACCUGCUUUUACAUGGUUGCUUACUUUGUCGGGGGUGUGGAGACUAAAAUAAAACCACUGGAGUGAGAUAGUUUUCUGUCCCGUGAUUGACCUGUCAGAUGUGUUGAAGCCAACCCUAGUCCUCACCUCCAGUAGGUCGUAGUGGAGGGAAAACAGAAGCUGAAUCCGCACCCAUCAACUUAAACUGUAAGAGUGUGUGUGUGUACGUGUGUACGUGUGUAGUUGUACUUUUUCUCCAGAUCAGCAAUAUAUUGGUAGAGCUAUAUCAUUGGAAGAGGUUUAUUUUGAUCCUGACAUGCUUGUAUUUUUAGUAGUUCAUCUGUGUAAGGAAAGGAAGAUGGUGUUUCAUAAACGCAGAACUCCACCUGAAGCACCUCUGGAACUGAUCUGGGAAUCUUUGCUCAAGUUAAAAAGGACCUUUUGUUUGCUUUCUUAACUGGAAUAUUACACAUCCCUUCAGUCACUGUACCUGAAUGGCUGCUGUUAAGAGAAAGGAAAAAAAAAAAGAUGCCAGGCAGAAGUAUUCCAGUAACUGAAAAUAUUUAUAGAACAUGUACAGCUUUGGCAAUAUAAUAAAGUUGUCCCAGAUGAAGCUAUUUGUCUUUAUUGUAUUUUUAUGAAAGAAAAUGUACUGUAUGAAGUGGAACAAGAAUGAAAAGCUUUGAAAAUGUAUUCCAACAAGUGGUGUGAAACACGUUCUCAGAAUGAAAGUUUACAUUCAAGUUUUGAGUCCACACCGAAACUCAAACAUAUUAAAGUGU
This is a messenger RNA of Cololabis saira (Pacific saury), 8200 nucleotides long. It is a transcript of the gene madd, whose product is annotated as MAP-kinase activating death domain. Gene Ontology annotation, biological process: regulation of apoptotic process; regulation of Rab protein signal transduction. NCBI's taxonomy places the organism in Eukaryota, Metazoa, Chordata, Actinopteri, Beloniformes, Belonidae. The record is from RefSeq and is a predicted model, not a curated record. Gene Ontology annotation, cellular component: cytosol. Gene Ontology annotation, molecular function: guanyl-nucleotide exchange factor activity. The transcript has 39 exons. Bases 446 to 5575 code for a protein of 1709 amino acids.